GCUCCCUUCCCGUUUCUCCCCAGCCUUCUGGUUCUAGUUCGCUGGUUACUUCCCUCCCGGCUUCUCUUCUGGAGAUAGUCUUGUCCCAGCUGCCUUAGGAGGGCGAGCUAGAGGCUAGAGAGAGAAAUUGGCUGCAGGCGGACUGGACAGAUCCGAUCAGGGCACGAAGGAACAAAACCAGUCUGUCUCUGUAUUUCUGUGUGUCUCUGUGUCUCUGUCUCUAUCACACACACACACACUCACUCACUCACUCACUCACUCACACUCACACAGACACACACCACGUCCUCUGAGAACUCAGCUGGCUGCGACCGACCGCGCACACCCCGCCCCGGCGCGCGUCCCAGGCCGGUGGAGCGCAGAUCCAGAUCCCCAGCGCGGCCACUUGGCCGGGUGUUCCCGAGCCUCAGGUGGCGCGGGAGGGAGAGCCCGCGCGUGACAACCCGGCUGCGCACGCCGAGACCUUCAGCCCUUCGGUCGGCAAGGGGAGCGGAGAGGGCGCGUCUGCCACCCAGAGCCCACCUGCCGGCCCUCGCGGUCCCAGGCUCCAGCUGUGCCGGGCUCUGGGCGCCUACUCCGCAGCUGGAGUGCCACCCGGGCUCUGCCGCGGUCCCCUGAGCCUCCCGAGUGCCCCAGGCGACCCGAAGAAGCGUGGCGGCGCGACAGCGGGAGCUCGCAAUGGCCAGGGCGCGAGGGUGGCUGUGUCUGUGGCUGGGUUGCUUCUGCCUGGACCUGGCGCUGGGACAGAGACCGAGCCUGCAUCUCCCUGAGCUCAGCCGGGCUGGGACAGGCGACCGCACGACAGGUGGUGACCCUAGCCCGGACCUACGGCCACACGACAAGGUGUCGGAGCAUAUGCUGUGGCUCUACGACAGGUACAGCGGCGGCGGCAGAGUCCAGGACACCCGGACGCGGGGUUCGCAGUCCCUGGGUCCCCAGCCUCUGCGCGGUGGCAACACUGUCCGCAGCUUCCGAGCGGUAGCCGCAGGAACUCUUCAAAGAAAGGGCCUGCACACUUUUAAUCUGACCUCUCUCACCAAGUCUGAAAACAUUUUGUCAGCCACACUGUAUUUCUGUAUUGGAGAAUUAGUGAACCUCAGCCUGAGCUGUCCAGUAUCCCAAGGAUGCUCCCAUCACGCACAAAGACAACACAUCCAGAUAGAUCUCUCUGCGUGGAUCCUCAAAUCAAACCAAAGCCAGCUCCUGGGUCACCUGUCAGUAGAUGUGGUCAAACCUUAUCGAGACAGCAUGCCUUGGCUGUCGAAAGACAUCACUCAGCUCUUGAAGAAGGCCAAGCAAAACGAGGGGUUCCUCAUAGGAUUUAACAUUACUUCCAAAGGACAUGAGCUGCCCAAGAGGAUGCUGCUUUUCCCGGAGCCUUACAUCUUGGUAUAUGCCAAUGAUGCCGCCAUUUCUGAGCCAGAAAGUGUAGUGUCUAGCUUACAGAGACACAGAGAUUUCCCCGAAGGAACUGUGCCCAAACUGGAUAGCCACAUAAGAGCCGCUCUCUCCGUUGAAAGGCGGAAGAAACGUUCGACUGGAAUCUUGUUGCCUCUGCAGAACAAUGAGCUACCAGGGGCAGAGUAUCAAUACAAGGAGGAUGGCGUGUGGGAGCAGAGACGGCCUUACAAGACCCUUCAGACUCAGCCCCCUGAAAAGAGCAGGAACAAAAAGAAGCAGAGGAAAGGACCUCAUCAGAAGGGCCAGACACUGCAGUUUGAUGAACAGACCCUGAAGAAGGCAAGACGAAAGCAAUGGAUCGAAUCUCGAAAUUGUGCCAGGAGGUACCUUAAAGUGGACUUUGCUGAUAUUGGCUGGAGUGAAUGGAUCAUCUCCCCCAAGUCAUUUGAUGCUUAUUACUGCUCCGGAGCCUGCCAGUUUCCCAUGCCAAAGUCUUUGAAGCCAUCCAAUCAUGCGACCAUCCAGAGUAUAGUGAGAGCAGUGGGGGUCGUCUCCGGAAUUCCAGAGCCUUGCUGUGUGCCAGAAAAGAUGUCCUCACUCAGCAUCUUAUUCUUUGAUGAAAACAAGAAUGUGGUGCUUAAAGUCUACCCUAACAUGACAGUAGACUCCUGUGCUUGCAGAUAACCCGUCAGAGGACGAAUCUGAGUGCUCCAUUCAAUCAGUAAUUGGGUUUUAUGGACUGUUUCUUUCUUCCUUUCUUUCUUUUUUAUUUUUGCACUGCCAAUGCAUUUUGUCCCAAAAGAAAAUGAACAAGUAGAUUGAAGAGUUCCACCAAGCAAAACUGAACUGUAUUUUCUUCUGAAUGUAACUAAAAGUGUGAUUUUAGUAAAUGUGGACGUCUAUUUUUUGUUUUAAUCACGUAAGAAAAACUAUUACUCAAACUGUUUUUAGGAGUGUUAGAGAACACACUGACUUAUUUUUGUAUUGGGCUUUAAAACUAGGUGGGAAUUAACAGCAAUAACUUACCAUUUGUCUCUACUCAUCUGAGGACUAAAGAGACAUAGGAAUCUUGUGGAUUUUAUUAGGUUUCUUGCCUUAGAUUUGUGAGCAACCCAGGCUGCUAAACACCCAGCUGACUUUGAUGUCCAUCUAAAGAGUUUCUGAGAUUUGUUUACCCUUGAUUUUCCUCCACAAUCAUGAUGUGAGUUGAAUUAGUGUGUGCCAAGUGCUAGUGUGUGUAUACGUGUGCCCAGUGCCUGAACAUUUGUUAAUUUUUUUUCUUAAUGUGGUUCUAUAGUUCCAUCUUCAUGGGAUUCCUUUUUUUUUUCAAUACCAUAUUCUGAUGUGCACCAUCCACUGAUGAUUGUAUGAUCAUAUGUCAAGAGCAAUGCUUGAUGUAGCCAUCUGAUUGGAUGUGUUCAUUUCAUUGAAUUCCAGAAAAAGAGAAUCAGAAACGCCUAAUUUGAAAACCCAGUCUCCUGAAUCUCCCUUUUCUACCCCCAUGUGUUUUCAUCUGCUCUAUGCUAAUUUGGGAAAUCCUUCCUGAAGUCAUUCACUUUCUAGUUCUCUUGUUAUUAUAUUAUUUCUUCAUGUGAUACUGUCCAUAGACGUUGAGGCUUAAAAACUGUUAGCAAUGACCAAGUAAAUGACUAUCUUGUAGUGAAUAUCUGAUCCCACACUUUUUUCUAGGCUCUUCAUCACAGAGAUUAAGAUAUUGGCCUCUGUCAUGAAACCUAUAUUCAAUCAAAGCUUACUAAAAAUUACCCACUAAGAAAGGGAGCCAAUACAGACACAGUCUAUUUCCAUUUCCAAUAGUCAUAAGUACCUCCUUUUAGAUUUUUGCCCUUAAAAAUUGUUUUAUAAUCUUUCACUCCACAAAUUUAAAAUUUAAAAGAUCUUUUGGUCAUUGUAUUUACCUGAAAGAAAGAAGUGAUUUCAGGUCAUGGAUGGUUGGUGGUGUUGUCUCUCAGAUCAGUCUUACAUGAUAAUUAGAAAUAAGAAAGCCACCUCAGAUCUUAUGUGAGCUCAGAACACAUGGGGUUUUAUCCCAUCUCUGCUUGUAACUAUCUAUGGAAUCCAGUCGUUACUAAAUACUGAGAGUUUGGUUUCUAAGACGAACUAUUUUAUACAUAGUCUUCCAGGGGUGAUGACAACAGAUAUAGAAAUACUGCAAGUACUCUGUUCGUAAACCAAAUGAAGCAUCAGAUACACUUUGGUAUGUGUAGAUGAGAGCAGCACUCUGUGCAGUAUUUUAUUUGAUGGCUGUUACAUAAGACAGGCAGCCAAAGUUCUUUCCAGUUGGAACGGCCUCUAAUGUGACUAUGUCUUAACUCUCAAUGAGUCACAGUGGGGGUGGGAGUCUGGAAAACAAAGUGCAGGUGCCUAAGUUACCUGGUUUCACUUUUCAUUCCUGUAACAUAAAGUUACAGACAUUCAAACUCAGGUGGGGAAUGAAAUUACUUUCUAACAAAAUUUCUGACAAAUUUGAAAGCAGAAUACAUGACAGAAACACAAAGUUAUGUACUCAUGGGUCUUUUUCAUCAAAUAAAAUUUGCUUUCCUGAGUAAAUUUGAUGGAAUUCUUAAUUGAGCUUUUCCUAGAGAUGUACCAACCCCAAACUCUAGCAAUUCUUCCCAGUCUUCUAAAGCUCAAAUCAGUUUCUACUUUCUGCGUAUUAAAUCCUACAGUGUGCCCAAUUCAUCUCAGUGAUAGAAAUUACCAAUUACUGACCAAUUAAUAUUUCAUUUUGAUUAGUGGCUGACAUGCUAAAAUCAUCACACAUUGAGCUUUGACAUUUUCUCAGCAAUGGGAAUAAAGGGCUGAACAGCUGCUAGCCACCAUGUCAACAUGUACUAAGCUGGAGGUACACUGUGCUUUUCAUAGAAAAAAAAAUGAUUCCUAAAAAUAUUUUAGUAGAAGGGGUUAAAGUGAAUUGAAUGACAUGUUAAUUAAUAAAAUUUCAUUUAAAUGGAAUAUUUUGCAAUGUGUUAGGUACCAGUUUCCAUACAGUGCCCACAUAACAUUGUGAGAACUCUCCUAUACAAUAUCGGGAUCGAUGGGGAAAGCAUUACAUUUUUAAAUGUAUUUCCUAGAUAAAACCUGCUUGCUCUGUCUCUAUUUCUAUCUCUCUCCCUUCUCAGCCUCAUUCUUCUUCUCUUCCCUUUCAAACACUGCCCUAGCCAGUUUUCCAGACACACACACACACGGACACGGACACGGACACGGACACACGGACACAAAAACAGAGAUAAACACACAGAGACAUUUAAGAAAAGAAAACAGUUCUUUUAUUUUUUAAACAAAAAUUCUGCAAAAAUACCACUGGGUUAGUUUCAUGUUGACCAUUUGUUCCUGAGCACAGAACCUACCCUGAAGUGUGAUUAAUAUUCCCAGUGACACUCUAUUGAGAAAAUUAAUUUUCCAUUUGCACGUGGGUAUCAACUGCAGAAAGCUUCUCGACUAGGGGUGGGAGCCUGUGUCUACCUCCCCCUCCUAGAGCUGGGAUCCCAUCUGGCUUGAGUCUGUGCAUUCUUUUUCUGAUAACUGUUUUCUGGAAUUCCAGUUAAGGGAUUGCCCAUAUCCAUGCAGUAUUUUAAGAAUUCUUCAUUGUAACCAGUGUAAAUAAUUUAUAAUUUACAGAAUCUGAUGCUGUAGAAGGAAACUGGAAGGUUGAAUGCCUUAGAUCUCAGGAUUGCAAUAUUCCAGAUUAAAUUUUAUACUCACCUAGCUAUGUAUUAACUGAUGACCAUUUAUUCAUUAAUAUAAAGUUUUACUAUUUCUGUAUAAAAGUCUUGUUACUCAUUUAAUAUUUCAUAGACAAUUGUAAGUAAUACUGUCAUCUGUCUGACUUAUGCAAUGUUUUUAUAACUACAUUAUUCAGUUAAUCUUGAAGUUUUACAUUUUUUCUGUGCUACCAAGUAACAAAUGUCUGGACACGUGAAUCAAGGUUGGGUUAGGGAAUAGCUAUGCAUACCUGAUAUGUAAGGAUGAAUAAGCAACUAAGUAAAAAAUCUUGGGUAAAUCUGAUUUCUCAGUGUUCUAGUGUUGCUUAUAAGGGAUAAAAUGAUUCCCUUUUCUAAAAACAAAGCUUUCCAUUCAACUUUUCACACUAAUUUCUGUAAAUGUUUUAGUUGAAAAUUUAAUGCUUGUACAGUCAAUGGCAAUUUAAAUAUAUAUUAUAUGUAUAUGGAAAAAGUUUAAAGAUGCUUUUAAUUUAUUUAAUGACUGUUGCCUUUCUAUAUUGGUAAUGAUUUUCUUCCUUACAAGGUGAGAAAAACAUCUUUUUUUUUUUUUACUAUAGUUCUUAGGUGGAACAUGACAUUUGGUUCUUUCGUCAAGACCAUUUCAAGGGUGUCACAGUGUAACUGUGAAGGGCACUUCACUACUGAUGUAUUAAGCUUUGCUGAUCUUGUAUCAUUUCCCUCCAGUAACAAAGAACUUUCACUCUAUAUUACAAAAAAUAAAAACAGCUUAAUUGAA
Molecule: messenger RNA, 5880 nt
Organism: Peromyscus leucopus (white-footed mouse)
Lineage: Eukaryota; Metazoa; Chordata; Mammalia; Rodentia; Cricetidae
Gene: Bmp3
Product: bone morphogenetic protein 3
Exons: 3
Coding region: 679-2085 (468 amino acids)
Biological process (GO): osteoblast differentiation; BMP signaling pathway; SMAD protein signal transduction
Cellular component (GO): extracellular region
Molecular function (GO): growth factor activity; cytokine activity
Source: RefSeq, a predicted model, not a curated record